Chaetomium strumarium is the source of this 1548-nucleotide messenger RNA. RefSeq names its product GTP cyclohydrolase N terminal-domain-containing protein. Lineage: Eukaryota; Fungi; Ascomycota; Sordariomycetes; Sordariales; Chaetomiaceae. Gene Ontology annotation, molecular function: GTP cyclohydrolase II activity. The coding region runs from base 1 to 1548 and encodes 515 amino acids. The record is from RefSeq and is a predicted model, not a curated record. The transcript has 9 exons. Gene Ontology annotation, biological process: riboflavin biosynthetic process.
AUGGCAUCGUCGGGCCUAGAAGACGUGAAAGAGGCUCUGAAGGUCAUCUCCCAGGGGCAGACGAAACUCAUGUCCGCAGUCGAGUCCGUGAUGCAGCGUGUUGCCGAACUGGAAAAGGCUGAGGGCGAGGCGCACCAGCGUCCGAGCAGCUCCGUGGCCGACGGCAUCAAGCGGGCUGAGACACCCCUCGCUGGCGGCUUCACCCCCUCCCCGUCGACGGUGAUGCCGGCCGAAGCGGGCACUCAGUCGCCGCCACCGAUGGCCGCCUCUCCGGACCUCAAGUCGAGUUUCUCGUCGCGCGUCGUGCUUACUACCUAUCCCAAGCAGAUCGGCAUCAAGCCGUUGCCCUUGGAGUGGGGUGCCGCCGACCCCCUUCAGCGCGGCCCGGUCACGGUGUCCAGGUCGCCGUCCACCAUCGGGAGACGGAAUGCCAUUGGAGCCCACGGCGGCUCGUAUUCCAUCUAUUAUGCCUUAGCCGUGGCCAGUAGGGAGCUCAAGGCCGAUCACAGGCCCGACUUCACCAAUACCGAGCCCGCUGUAAACAUCGGGCCAUUCCCCCAGUGGUCUGACCCGAAGAAGAUCGUAGCCAUGGAUCCUUGGGGUCACCUGGUACCGUGGAUUUACAAGGAUAUUAUCCAGAAGGAAAACGGCAUGUUCAUCAUGGAUCUCCGUCCGACCAUCGCCGUCACUAAGGCCCACAUGAAGUUGCCUGAACUCGAAGAGAGCGUGAAGGGCGGACGGCUUGUUCCCGACGGCAAGGUGUGCCUCAACGACCAAGGAGAGCUCAAUGUGACCAAGUUUGCAGUCGAGCCAGUCUGGUAUCUUCCGGGUGUCGCGGAGCGGUUUGGCAUCGACGAAGGCACCUUGCGGCGCUCGCUCUUCGAGCACACUGGCGGCAUGUAUCCGGAGUUGAUCACUCGGUCCGAUAUCAAAGUGUUCCUGCCCCCUAUUGGUGGCUUGACGGUUUACUGCUUCGGUGAUCCGGCGAAUAUGUCUGAUCCUUCCAAGAAGCUCGCGUUGCGCAUCCACGAUGAGUGUAAUGGAAGUGACGUCUUCUGUUCCGACAUCUGUACUUGCAGACCUUACCUCAUCUUCGGCAUUGAAGAGGCCGUCAAGGAGGCGCAAAACGGUGGCAGCGGUGUUGUGAUCUACUUCCGGAAGGAAGGAAGGGCACUGGGCGAGGUGACAAAGGUAUUCGUGUACAACGCCCGCAAGCGCGGGGAAGAUCGCGCAUCAGACUACUUCAAGCGGACCGAGAACAUUGCGGGGGUCAAGGAUAUGCGUUUCCAGGCCCUCAUGCCGGAUAUCCUGCACUGGCUUGGCAUCACCAAGAUUGACAGGAUGCUGAGCAUGAGCAACAUGAAACAUGAUGCCAUCGUCGGGCAAGGUAUCCCUAUCCAUGAGCGAGUCGAGCUCCCGGAGUCGUGGAUCCCCGCAGAUUCGAGGGUAGAGAUCGAUGCCAAGAUCAACGCCGGAUAUUUCACGACCGGCCACCGAAUGACGGAGGAAGAACUCAAGACUGUGCAGGGCCGGAUAUGGGAAGAGUAA